ACCCGGAAGUGAAUGAGUUUGUUGACAUAUCUCGUGUUUCUCUACCGGCAGAAAUUGUCUCAGUGUGAGCUAACGUGUGUGGGCUUGUGCGCGGCUUAAUUUUAGCCCUGACGUAUUGUCUACUGUAGCAGUGAGGGAAGAACAGGCAGUCAUAGACAUGAAGUUCUGCUACAAAAGACUCUCUGAAUCAACGAUGAUGGAAUGAAGGUGCGAUGGCAAGAUGGCGAUCAACCCCAGGUCCGUGCGUUCCAUCGGGCUGUCGCUGAUCGUGUUUGGGGCGCUCAGCGUGAUCUUUGGUCUGGCCUCCGACCUGAGCUUCAGCGACGCCUACCUGCACCAGGCCUCCGGGCCCAUCUGGAGCGGAGUGUUUGUCCUCAUCACGGGUAUCCUGGCAGCCUCCAUCCACUAUGAGAAGGGGAACAGGUGCAUCAUGAUCGCCCUGACCACCCUGGGGACCCUGUCGGUCCUCCUGACCAUCGCCUCAUGGGUCAUGUCAUCUAUCGGCCUGAACGGGCGCGACACGUGCCCCGUCAGCAGCUGUCUGGCCGUCAAGGUGCUGCACGGCGUGUCCCUGGUGCUGUCUGUAGUGGAGACUGUGCUGUCGUUUGUGUGUGUGAUACUGGGAUGUGUGGGGAUAUGGUCACCACAGGUGAGGCUUUCGAAUUGCUAGAUUCAAAGCAUUUAC
This is a messenger RNA of Branchiostoma floridae (Florida lancelet), 685 nucleotides long. RefSeq lists its product as uncharacterized. The transcript is spliced from 4 exons. The coding region runs from base 221 to 670 and encodes 149 amino acids. NCBI's taxonomy places the organism in Eukaryota, Metazoa, Chordata, Leptocardii, Amphioxiformes, Branchiostomatidae. The record is from RefSeq and is a predicted model, not a curated record.